Molecule: messenger RNA, 981 nt
Organism: Penaeus indicus
Lineage: Eukaryota; Metazoa; Arthropoda; Malacostraca; Decapoda; Penaeidae
Product: gastrula zinc finger protein XlCGF8.2DB-like
Exons: 4
Coding region: 1-981 (326 amino acids)
Source: RefSeq, a predicted model, not a curated record
AUGAACUUCCGUGCGAGCAUCCUUCCGAGCCGACGCGUGCAGAGGUCCUCGCGCCACGCGUCAGACAACAUGACCAGACGGCCUUAUGGUUGUGGGUUCAGUUACACCAGAGAUUGCAUCAGGAAUUCUCCGGAGUUUAACCCAGAGAGGAAUCGUUUACCAUCGUGGAAGGCGGAGAGAGACAGCUACAAGACACUAGAGUUAUUGAAAGGGUCACGUGAAAGCUCCCUAUAUAACUUUCAGAUCAGACAGAAACCCAUUAGUUGUUUCCGAGAUUUCAAGAUGAUUCACAAGUCCCAUGCCACCGCCCAAAGGUCCUUCAGGUGCCACGUGUGCGGUAAAGUGUUCGGCCAAAAGGGCCAUCUGCUGAUUCACAACAAUGUCCACGCGGAGGUGAGGCCCUUCGGAUGCGACACCUGCGGCAGGCGCUUCACUCAGAAGGGGAACCUCCUUCGGCACUCGCUGUUGCACACCAACGAAAAGCCCUUCGGAUGCGGCAUCUGCAGGAAGUUCUUCGUGCAAAAGGCUCAUUUGGUGAAGCACGUCGUGGUGCACAGGCAGAGGCUGGCUGCCCUUAGAAGGUGUCGGCGGAGGGAGGCGUCCGAGCGAGGGUCUUCCGCUGAGGCCCAGGAGACCUCCCUCAGGUGCAAGGUCUGCGGAUUGCAGUUCAGGCGGAUCUUCAAGCUGAUGGAACACCUGAAGGCCCAUUGUUUCCGAGAUUCCAAGGUGAUUCACAAGUCCCAUACUUGUGUCACGUGCGGUAAAAUGUUCAAGCAAAAGGGUCAUCUAUUGAUUCACACCAACGAAAAGCCCUUCGGAUGUGACAUCAGAAUUAAUGUGACACGUAGUAUUGAAGACCGCUUCCUGGAUACAUACAUUGUAUUAGUAUAUUACAACGAGAUUUGGCGUAUAUCCUUGAAGAAAAGUCCAAGGAUAAGAGUUUUCCGCUCGCUGGCACCAACCUGCAACCUCGCUCAUUAA